AUGAGCUCCAAGCUGGAUUACUUGAAGAAGUACAUGAGCGCGGGGUCCGCCGACCCGACGAAAUCCAAGCCCGACGCCGACGGGAAACGACGGAAGAAGAAGCGCGCGAAGGCGAAGGAGACGGCCGCGGUGCGCAUCAUCGAUGGCGACGUCGGGUUCGGGGAAGACGGCGCGCGCGCGCGAGCGCUAGAGGAGGAGGGACCGACGGUGCUCGACGCGCGCGGACGCGAGGUGAACGCGACGGAGAUGGACGCGACGGAGAUCGAGCGACGGGCGGUGACGUACAUGGGGAUAAAGGAGGACGGAAGCGGAUGGGCGGCGGCGGAGACGGCGCCGAGAAGGCGAAGACACGAUUCUGAUUCAGAGGAGGACGUCGCGUUGGCGGCGGCGAACGUCGGAGCGCGGCGAAGACACGAUAGCGAUAGCGAGGACGAAAAGGUUGACGUCGGCGCGGUUACGGCGACGACGGCGACGCCGAGUGCGAGAGUCGGGGACUCAGAGCUGCAGUACGAUAGCGAUGGGGAUUUGAUUGUUCCGGCUGAGACGGCGGGCGACGGCGAGUUACAAUACGAUAGCGAUGGAGAUUUGAUCUUGCCCUCCGACACCGUGAUGGGGUCGGGAGCGGCGACGGAUGAGCUUCAGUACGAUAGCGAUGGUGAUCUCAUCAUCCCCGAUGAGCCCGCGGGAGGGAAUGUGGGUGAGCUCCAGUACGACAGCGACGGAGACCUGAUUGUUCCGCUUGAGACCUUGAAGCCUCCUGAGGAGGGUGAGAAUGACAAUAAUGUCGUAAAACACAGGGAGAAGAAAGACAAAAUGCACAAAAUGACAGAUGGAACCUCCACCGGGCUCGUAAGCGCGGCUCAGGUGAUCAUGGAGGCGGAGAUGAAGCGCAAGGCGGAGCGAGAGCGCAUGGCGAAAAUGACAGACGAGCAAAGCGGCCGCGGCGCGGCGACGAACUAUAGAGACAAGGCGACGGGUAAGCUCAUGGACAGAGAAGAAAUGAAGCGCCGCGCCGAGGCAACGAAGCCGAAAGAGCGCGAGCGCCCGGUCUGGGCGUCCGGGGUGGAGCAGGCAAGACAGGCAAAGCAGUUCGAGGCUGAUUUGGAGAAGGCCAAGGACGCGCCGUUCGCGCAUGCUGACAUCGACGCCGAGUACGAGGAAGCGCAGCGCGAGGCACUGCGAUUUGGCGACCCCAUGGCGCACCUGAGUCGUAAAAAGCGACAGAAAGAAGCCCUGAACUUGCCCUCUGUUGUCGACGGAUUGGGACUGUCCACCGAGGACCUGAAGAAGUCUGGUUUCUGCAUACCACAGGAGGUACCCGCGCACAGCUGGAUCCGUCGAGGCAUGACCGCGCCGCACAAUCGAUAUGGUAUCAAGCCGGGGCGUCACUGGGACGGAGUCGAUCGCUCGACCGGGUUCGAGAGAAAAAUGUUCCGAAAAAAGAACGAGUUACGCGAGCGCGCCGAGCUAAUGAAUACGGACUUAGAGGAGCACAACGAGUGGUUCUGA
Messenger RNA from Ostreococcus tauri, 1509 nucleotides. Its product is annotated as Bud13. The transcript has a single exon. Lineage: Eukaryota; Viridiplantae; Chlorophyta; Mamiellophyceae; Mamiellales; Bathycoccaceae. Gene Ontology annotation, cellular component: RES complex; U2-type spliceosomal complex. Gene Ontology annotation, biological process: mRNA splicing, via spliceosome. The coding region runs from base 1 to 1509 and encodes 502 amino acids. Gene Ontology annotation, molecular function: RNA binding. The record is from RefSeq and is a predicted model, not a curated record.